Messenger RNA from Brassica oleracea var. oleracea, 1640 nucleotides. RefSeq names its product endoplasmic reticulum oxidoreductin-2. Bases 136 to 1497 code for a protein of 453 amino acids. Gene Ontology annotation, cellular component: endoplasmic reticulum membrane; endoplasmic reticulum. The transcript is spliced from 9 exons. The record is from RefSeq and is a predicted model, not a curated record. Gene Ontology annotation, molecular function: protein-disulfide reductase activity; thiol oxidase activity; FAD binding. NCBI's taxonomy places the organism in Eukaryota, Viridiplantae, Streptophyta, Magnoliopsida, Brassicales, Brassicaceae. Gene Ontology annotation, biological process: protein folding in endoplasmic reticulum.
CCACCACCACAUUCUCUUAGCUUUUAUACGCCGAAGAUUUCUCGUCGUCGCCUGUAUCAUAGUUUUCUCUCGCACCAAAACCUAACACUAACACAGACUUAUCCUCAUAGAUUCACUCCUCCUAGUGAUAAUAUAAUGGCGGAGACGGACGUCGGAAACGUGAACGCGAAGGAGAAACGAUCGCCGAAGCGAUUGAUUUUGCUGAUCGGAGCUAUAGCCGUCGCCGCGGCCGCUGUGUUUUUGAAUACUCAGAACUCGUCGAUUUUCGAUUUCACCGGGAAAAUAUGCAAUUGCCGUAAGGCUGAGAAGCAGAAGUACAUUGGGAUGGUUGAAGACUGUUGUUGUGAUUACGAGACGGUGAAUAAGCUGAACACUGAGGUGUUGCAUCCACUGCUUCAAGACCUUGUUAAGACACCCUUUUACCGAUAUUUCAAGGUUAAACUGUGGUGUGAUUGCCCGUUUUGGCCUGAUGAUGGCAUGUGCCGGUUAAGAGACUGUAGUGUUUGUGAGUGUCCUGAGAGCGAGUUCCCUGAGCCGUUUAAGAAGGCUUUAAGCAAAGACAAUCCUGUUUGCCAAGAAGGGAAGCCACAAGGUGCUGUUGACCGUACCGUAGACACUAGAGCUUUCACGGGUUGGACUGUCACUGACAAUCCCUGGACUAGUGAUGAUGAAACUGACAAUGGUGAAAUGACGUAUGUUAAUCUUCUGCUGAAUCCUGAACGGUACACUGGCUAUAUUGGCCCCUCUGCUAGAAGGAUAUGGGAUGCUAUAUACUCUGAGAAUUGUCCCAAAUAUACAUCUGAACAGUCGUGCCAAGAGGAAAAGAUAUUGUACAAACUGGUCUCUGGUCUUCACUCAUCUAUUACAGUUCAUAUAGCUUCAGAUUAUUUACUUGAUGAAGCUAAAAACUUGUGGGGUCAAAACCUAACAUUGUUGUAUGAUCGUGUGUUAAGAUACCCAGAUCGUGUUCGGAACCUAUACUUCACAUUUUUGUUUGUUCUCAGAGCAGUAACAAAGGCAGAAAAUUACUUGGUAGAAGCUGAAUAUGAGACUGGUAAAGACAAUGUCAUCGAGGAUUUGAAGACCAAAUCUCUUAUGAAACAACUAGUUAGUGACCCUAAGACGAAAGCAGCUUGUCCACUGCCAUUUGAUGAAGCCAAGCUCUGGAAGGGCCAACGUGGUCCAGAACUGAAACAACAAAUACAGAAACAGUUCAGAAACAUAAGUGCAAUAAUGGACUGUGUAGGAUGUGAGAAAUGUCGUCUAUGGGGAAAGCUUCAGAUUCUUGGUCUCGGCACUGCAUUGAAAAUCCUUUUCACUGUCAACGGUGAAGACAAUCUGCGUCAUAAUCUCGAACUGCAAAGGAAUGAAGUGAUUGCGCUGAUGAAUCUACUCAACCGGUUAUCUGAAUCAGUGAGGUUUGUUCAUGAAAUGAGUCCUGUGGCCGAGAGAAUAGCAGGAGAUGGAAAAAACAAACCAAAUCAUAACCGAACAUAAUUUAGGUGAUUGUUCGGUUCGGUUUUAAACCGUAAAAACCGAACAGGUUUUCCGUUUCUUAGUAUAUUGAUUCUAUUUUUUUCUUCAAUUGUAGAUCUACAUAGUUGUUGACAUUCUGGUUAAUCAGACUUAUGUUGUCACUA